Molecule: messenger RNA, 2552 nt
Organism: Candoia aspera
Lineage: Eukaryota; Metazoa; Chordata; Lepidosauria; Squamata; Candoiidae
Product: zinc finger and SCAN domain-containing protein 16-like
Exons: 5
Coding region: 266-1786 (506 amino acids)
Biological process (GO): regulation of transcription by RNA polymerase II
Molecular function (GO): RNA polymerase II cis-regulatory region sequence-specific DNA binding; DNA-binding transcription factor activity, RNA polymerase II-specific
Source: RefSeq, a predicted model, not a curated record
AUCGGGUAUUCCAACAGGGAAGUUGGAUGUUGCGGUGAAAGCAACUCCCGGGGUGAGUUAAAAAGGAUGUGGAGGAUGAUGGAAGAACAUGGUGUCAGAAGGGAAUAUAGUCAGCUGAAGGACUGAGAGACCCAAAUCUAUCAAGAUCAGCUCCUUCAAAUAGGUUUACACAGAGACUGAAUUAGAGCUGAGUCAACAGGCAGGUGAAUUUUCCUCUGUAUUUGCCUGAGAAAAGUCUUCGGAAGGGAGACUUGAAGGUGGUGCCAUGAGAGUGAAAAUGGCCAUGGAGGCAGAGGCAAAGGCAGACUUGGGGUGCUUAAUUCAAGUGCCUCUGCGGUUACAUGGAAUCAAAAGAGAAGAACAAGGAGCAGCAAACUUCAAUAUAGGAGAAGCUCCAGAGAAAGCAGGGACAAUUCCUUGUGUCCUUCAUGCGGGGAAAGUCUUGAGUUGGAAGUCAUCUCCACUGGUAAAGGAAGAGCCAGAUGUAGGUGUGAUCCAGCACUGGGAAAUCCAAGGCCAAGAGACAGGACAACCCCUUCAUUUUGGAUGCAGGGGGAGGUGGCCAAUAGCAUUUGAACCAUGGGAGGACACACUAGCUCUUCUAGCUUCUUUUGAACAUGUGGCCUAUGCCUGUCAAUGGUCAAAGGAAGAACUGGUAGCCCGGCUUUUGCCAACUUUGAAUGGGGAUGCCCGAGAAGCCUACUUGAGUUUGGAUGUUAGCGACAGACGGGACUAUGGGAAAGUGAAGGCCGCCAUCUUGAAGAGGGAACCUGUGGCUACCGAGAAGCGAAGACGACACUUCCGGCAGUUCCAAUAUCAGGAGGCCAGGGGGCCACAGGAUGCCUGCAGGCAGCUUCGGGAGCUUUGCUGUCGGUGGCUAAGGCCAGAGAGCCGCACCAAGGAUCAGAUCUUGGAGCUGUUGAUUCUGGAGCAGUUCUUGACCAUCUUGCCCCAGGAGAUCCAGAGCCAAGUGUGGGAACAAGUCCCUGAAACCUGCACCCAGGCAGUGACCGUGGCUGAAACUUUUCUAGCAAGGCAGCAGGAAAGUGAGAAACAGGUGCUGCAGAUGUCAGGACCAUGCAAGGGUAUGGAUGCUGUGAAUGCCCCAGAGGCAGAGCUCCUUCUGUCAAAUACCAGACCAAUACUCCCCUGCAGGGAGACCCAGCAGGGAGGUGGUGGGGAUACCAGCUCACUGGGUUCUUCUGACACAGAGACUACAUGGGACUCAUCCGCAGAAGGGGGCUCUGGUGGAUCUGGUAGGCAGCAUCCUUCUGUAAGAGUAGUUGUUGACAGCUGUGGAGUGACAUCUGGAUUCUGUCCUCUGGCUAUACCAGAGAGGGCCCAAGUCAUGUCUGAAGAGUCCUUCCAACAAGAAGAGUAUGAGGAGAGGUUUGGGGGAGACAAGCAGCUCCAGUCUCGCCCGCAGGCCCCUGGCAGGGACAGCGCGUAUGCGUGUGCCCACUGCGGCAAAGGGUUCCGGUGGCCGUCAGCACUUGCCGUGCACCAGAGGACCCACACGGGUGAAAAGCGGCAUCGUUGUACCGAGUGUGGGAAGCGCUUUGGCCAGCGGGGACACCUGACAGUACACCGGAGGAUCCACUCGGGAGAAAAGCCGUACGCCUGCCCUCAAUGUGGGAAGCAGUUUGUGGACUCCUCCCACCUCACCAAGCACCAGAGGACCCACCUGGGGGACCAGCCCCACCAGUGUACUGAAUGUGGGCGAAGGUGCACGAAUAAGCGCUCCCUGGUGCAGCAUCAGCGGAUUCACAGCAAAGAGAAAUCCUAGCCCGUGGGCGCACGUGGUCCCCUUGCGGAAAUGCUGGGAAAGGAUUAUAGUCGCCUGAUGGGAAAGGAUCCUUCAUCUCUCUCUGCAGAGGUGAAGGAAACUCGGUCGGUGCGCAGGGCUCGCCCCCCAUUCAUCAGCAGCGUCCCAGGAUCUGAAGAAUUAACACCCGCUGCUCUUUUCCCUCCUUUCAUCAAGAUACCUUUUUUGAUUUCAGAAUAAAAUGGCUCGGGGCAACCAAAGAUGGGGGGUGGGGCUGUUAAAAAAUGAUGGUGGCCACAUCUAUAUGACCAAAGCCCCACCCCGUUUUUACACACAUCAUUCACUUUUAAGUUGACUUGUAAAAAGUGCAUUUGGGCAUUCAAAAAUGCCUGCAAGAUUUCUGAAUCAGGUCUGAAUCAUUCAGAAUCAGUUUGUCAGCAUCUUUUUGAUGCUUUGAUUUGUUUUGAAAAUUCAGAUUUGAGUCAAAUCGGUCAUAUCCCCACAGAAUCUCUUAAUUAUUCAGCCAACCCUAUUAUUUACUGUUCUAACCAGAUUUGAUGGUGAACUAGCAAGAGUUCAAAACGCUGAAUUAGUCUUCAUUCGAUGAAAGGUUGGACAGAGGGUGGGAGGAGAAUCUUUUUGAGGAAAAAAGGAAUUAAGCUUUAAGGUUUUACAGAUUUUUGUUCUGACUAGCUGAAAAGAUUGUGCUUACUCUUCUGAAAAUGAUUUUGCUUGCCCAAUUCCAUUCAGAAAUUUUCAAUGUGCUGCUUUAAAUAAUUUCAAAAUU